Messenger RNA from Polistes canadensis, 9367 nucleotides. RefSeq names its product AT-rich interactive domain-containing protein 4B (gene htk). The transcript has 7 exons. NCBI's taxonomy places the organism in Eukaryota, Metazoa, Arthropoda, Insecta, Hymenoptera, Vespidae. Gene Ontology annotation, molecular function: transcription cis-regulatory region binding. Gene Ontology annotation, biological process: regulation of transcription by RNA polymerase II. Bases 430 to 6036 code for a protein of 1868 amino acids. Gene Ontology annotation, cellular component: nucleus. The record is from RefSeq and is a predicted model, not a curated record.
AGUCCGAAUAUUCCUCAUUAUCUUGUAUUAAAUGUAUUUAUUUAUUUCAGUUUUUAUGUUAAAAAUUCUAUUUUUAAGAAGCAAGAAUAGAUAUAAUAAAAUAAUUCAUAAUAUUUCAUCGUAAGAAUAAAUUCGAAUUCGUAGAUUAGCUCAGUUGUUGUUUGAUGGAAAAAAAAGUGUCGUCCAAUAAGGUGCGAGAUAGCUGAUAAGUUGUGUCGGGGUGGAAAUGGGCAGGGAACGGAGCUUGCUUGUACGCUUUCGUGCUGUGAAGUGUUGGUUUCUUAAAGGGGGACAUCAUCAACUAUUCUUCACUCACCAAUCUCUAUUUGUGAUUCUUGUCUGUGAAAACGGAAUACGUAAUUGUUUUUAAUGUGCCGCGAAUAUCAGCGAUCAAAGCUCAUUUACAUGGUGAUCGUAAAGCGUUAAAAGAUGUUGGGAGACGAUCCACCGUACCUGUCAGUAGGUACGGAGGUUAGUGCUAAAUACAAAGGUGCUUUCUGCGAAGCUAAGAUUCGGAAGGUAGUAAGAUCUGUGAAAUGUCGAGUAACUUAUAAACAAGGAUUAGGCACUGCUACAGUUACCGAUGAUCAGAUAAGAGGGACUUUAAGAGUUGGUGCAUCAGUAGAAGCAAGACAUAGCGAUAAGAAGGAGUUUGUGGAAGCUACCAUUACCAAAAUACAAGACUGCAGUCAAUAUACUGUAGUUUUUGAUGAUGGAGACAUUACUACUUUAAGAAGAACUGCUCUUUGUUUAAAGAGUGGAAGACAUUUUGCAGAAAGCGAAACAUUAGACCAGCUUCCUUUAACACAUCCCGAACAUUUUGGAAAUCCUGUUAUCGGAGGAAGAAGAGGAAGACGGUCAAGGCAAGCUCAAGAUGAAAGUAGCGAUGAUGAGGAUAGUCCUCCUAGAGGAAAUCGUGAUUUUGCUUCUAAUAUGGGAGGAAAAGAAGGCAUUGAAACAGAACCUGAAAUUGGACGAGUUGUUUGUGUUGAAUUGGGAGACAAAAAGAAAAAAGAUAAUUGGUUUCCAGGAUUGGUAGUAGCUCCUACUGCUCAAGAUACUGUACGAAUUAGAGUAAGAGAUGAUUACUUGGUGCGUUCAUUCAAGGAUGCAAGAUACUACACAGUACCGAAAAAGGAAGCAACUGAAUUUACUAAGGAAUUGGUCAAUAAAGUUGAAAACAGUACAUUGAAAGUUGCAGUUGAAAAAGCAUUGCUAUUUUUAGAAAAAAAUGAAUUGCCCCCACAUUGGGAUAGAGAUUCUCUAUUUGGAAAUUCUGUUUCUAGUGGUAAUAGUGAUUCUGAUAGAGAAUUAGAUUCCGAUAGUUCAGAUGACGAGCCACGCGAGGAAAAAGAUCACUUUGUGGCACAAUUAUAUAAAUUUAUGGAUGAUAGAGGAACACCAAUAAAUAAUUGUCCUAUGAUUGGUUCCGAAGAUAUAGAUUUAUAUAGAUUAUUUCGAGCAGUUUACAAAUUAGGUGGUUACAAUCGUGUUACGAAUCAAAAUCAAUGGAAAUCCAUAACACGUCGAUUAAGUUUUUCAAUGCAAAACUCACCAUCUACGCACAAUUUGGUGAAACAAGCAUAUAAAAAAUUUUUACAUUCUUUUGAAGAUUUUUAUAGAAAAUUAGGUUGUACUAUGGUGAAUCAUCCAAGAGGUAGUACACGAAAACAACGUCCCGGUAGAAGUUUGAUUAGAGAUAAGGACAGAAAUACGCCUAUUCCACCACCAGCCCCAGUAUCAAAGAACGAAAAAGAGGAAGAUGAGAAAAAGUCACAAGAAGAAGAGAAAAAAGAUAAAAAGGAAACGAAAAAAGAACAGUUAAAAGAGGAUGAAUCAAAAUUAAAGAAAAAAGAUGAUGUAGAAGAAGUUGGGAGUGGGCAAGAAAGUGAUAUAAAUGUUGAUGCAGAUCCAGAAACUUCUAGUAGCGAGAAGUCACCUAAAAUUUCUCCUCAAAUUGCAUCAGUGCCAAGUAGAGCCAAGUCAAAAAGUAAAGAAGAUAUGAAAAAAAAAGUUGUAGAAAAGAAAAAAAGUGAAACUAAAAAACAAGAUAAAAAGGAUGAGAAAGUGAAAGAAGAAGAGGCAACAAAAACAAGAUCUAAAUCUAAGGAUGACAUAGUAAAAAAUAAAGCUUCUUCCGAAGCAAGGGAGACACGAACACCAUCUAGGGAAUCCGAGAGAAGAGCUUUGACAAAACAAAGACGUUUAACAGAUGAGGAAUUAAAACGACGUGGUAGAAAGCGUAAAGAACAUGAAGCUGAAAAAUCGAGAACCGAUGAACAACUUGGAGAAUCGGCACCCUGUUACAAAGGUCCAGUGGAAUUAGGUGAUAGGUUAAAAGUUUAUUAUGGACCAACGCAUGAAUCUAAAGUUACAUAUGAAGCGAAAAUCAUUGAUAUGGAAAAAGAUGGUAAUGAACCAAUGUAUCUUGUACAUUAUACUGGCUGGAAUACAAGAUAUGAUGAAUGGAUAAAGCCAUCGAGAAUUGCUCAAAAUUUUACUCAGGCUCAGGGUAGAGUAAAACGUAAUAAAGCCACGUCCCGUCCUCAAACGCCUAGUACAAAUAGUUCUGGUAAUGUCAAUAAAUCUUCGAAAAAUAACGGUAAUACUGCCUCAAAUGCUGCUUCAAAUGUUGCUUCAACAAAUGCGUCCCAAAAUCGCCGUAGAGCACAAAGUGUCGUUCCUGUUACCAAUACUAUAUCCACGUCGUUUAAAGAAAUAAAAAAAGAAGAGAAAGAUAAGGACAAAGAAACAACACAACCCAUUAGGUCUACCACACCAUUAUCUGUAACAAGUAGCAGUUCUAGAACUAAGAGUCCUGCAACACCAGCUAAUAACAGACAAACUAGAACAAACAAAAAUGUGGAUCUUCCUGGAAUUGAACCACGUAGACGAACUAGAAGAACAUCAGGUCAUACAGACAUAUCAAUUCCAUCAGAAACUGAUGAAGACAGUGAAGCAUACGAAUCUGACACAACUGAACCAGAUCAAGCAAAAACAAGGUCCAAAGGAACAGAUGAAAGAAAACGAAGAGAUGUUAGAAAUCGAGAUGACAGAAUCAAAGCUGAGGAUAUUAGCGAAGGGGAGGAUGAUAAAGAUAAUAUAGAAGAACCUCGUAGAGGUCGUAGAUUAAGAAGAACACUUGGUAAGGUACAAGGUGUCAAAUCUGAUCCUGAUAGUGAUGAAGAACAACCAAAGGGUAGAGAUUUUGAUCUUAAUCAAAUAAGGUCUGAAUUAAAAGGAUUUGAUAAAGCAGUUAAAUUAGAAUUAGUUAGAGUUGAACCUAAUUCUGAAGAUGGUAUUAAAACGGAAGAAAAGGAAAAUGUUUCUACUUUAAUUUCUUCGAAAAUAGACAAAAAUGUAGAAGUAUUAAAAACAGAAAACAUUCCAAAUCCAAAGCCUAUAGAUAGCAAUGAAGACAUCUAUGAAUUUAAAGAACCGGAACCUUUUGAAUUUGAAGUUAGAAAUAAAAGAGAUACAAACGCGGAUAAGGACAAAAUAAAGAAAAGAAUGUUUGAAGAGGAGCCUAAAAGUCCCAAGAAAAAACAAAAACCAGUUACAAGCCCAAUAACCAAAGAUACUAAAUCUGAUUCAGACAAUGAUUCUCGUAAAAAAACCAGAAAGUUGUUUAGUAAUAAGCGAGCUGACGAUUCUAACGAUACGACGGUAAUAGCCCUUAACAAGCCAUUACAACCAACACCUUUGACGUGUGAAGAGGCAUUUGAUAAACUUUGUGUACCUCCGUCGUCAUUUAGUCAUAGUAAAUCAUCAACAAAUUUAGAAGAAACUGGAAAAGUAGUUAACAGUAUAGAUCUUCUGUUUAGUGAUUUACCAGGCGACGAUGAUGUUACUCACGAUGAUUCCGAAGAUCGCUUAAUAAUAUCAGAAACGGAAGUUUCGGAAACGGAACAAGAAAAUUUAUUUACUUAUCAUCAAGAAAUGUUUACUACAACUUCUGAUUUAACUGACACCAUUGAUUUAGAAAAGGGAACAACUAAUACUCAAGCUGAUCCCCCAAUAAGGGAAGAUUUAACAUUAUCAGUUAUUGUUAAUAAAUCAGGAGGAGCUUUGGAGCAAAAACAAAAUAUUAAGGCAUCGCCUGUAUCCAGACUAUCUCCAGAAUUAAAAACACUUGAUGCAAAACUUAUAAAUAUUCAGCCAAUUUUAUCACCGGUUGUAGUUACACCCGCUCCCAUAAGCGCGAGACUUCCGGCCACAUCUACGAUAGAAGAAAAGUUAUCAGCUGCAGCGAUGGCUUUUAGAAAUAAAACUAAAGAUACCCCAAAAGAAGAUGAAGUUUCUGAGUCUAUAAGAAAAAUUAAUAAAGAAGUUACCAAAAAAAUAGAUGCUAGUGUCGUCUUGCAUAAGAAUAAGGAAGAUCAGAUUAUUUCCAAACAUGGAAUAGAUAAUAGAAAUCGAGAAGAAGAUACUACAAUGAAAGAAGAAGAGCAAAGAAGAGACAUUAUGUGUGUAGUUAUUAAGCAAAAGGAAGAAGAACUUCAGCAAUUAAAAUUAAAGAAAGAAUCUGAAUUAAAAAAAUUUACGGAAAUAAAAAUUGUUACAGAACAAAGAAAAACUCAAGAUAGUAAAGACGAUGAUUGGAAAAAUGAAGAUAAUAUACGAUGUAGUAUAAUAGAGGAAGAUAUUAAAGAACAAGAUUCAAAAGAGAGAGAAAAGGAUAAACGAAAAAAAGUUGUUAAUCAAGAAAUUGUGGAUUCAACCGAUAGUAGUGAUUCCGAACAGAGGCUUGUUAUUGAUAACGAAGAGCCUCAAGAUAUAAAGGAUCCUAUAUCUAACUUUGACACCAAAUUGAGAGCAGAGUUAGAUAAAUUUCAAGAUGGCCAUGAACACUAUCCUAAAACGCAAACACCUAAACCUGUACUAAAUUUAAAUCCUCAACAACAACAGGAAUGUAUAUCUGAUUUUAAAUCAGAAUCAAUAUCAGGAAUUAUCAAUAUUAAGACAGAUGAAGAGGGUGAAACAAUUAAUUCAUUGCUUUGUGAAGAAGAAAUUCCUGGCUCGCCAGCGCCUCCUAUUGAGAUUAUAGAAAAAGAUAAUGCAGGACCCUCGUAUUCACCGCCACAAGCUGAGAUUAAUGAAAAUAUUGUUUUACUGGAAAUGCCUUUUGCAAGUGCUCCAACUUCUGGUGAAAGCACAACAAGUAACACUGUUGCUACUCUUAGUAUGGCAUUGCCAAAGCCUGUUGAAACAUCUAUUCCAUCUGCAUUGCCAAUACAGCAAAAUCCUUCGCUUGGGUUACGGCAACAAGUACAACAUCAACAUUUACCAGCGCUUAUGCCUGCACAAAGACGGGAAAGCAAUGAUGCAGCACCAGUAAUGGAUAAUACUCCUCCUACAACACCAGACUCAAGUAUUUCAAACAUCUCUGGGUCUCCUCGAGAAGAAAGAAUUGGCGGAUCUUCACCAACUUCUGAAGAUAAUAUGAAAUUAAAUAGGGAUAGUUCUGAAGCAGAUAAUGAUAGCGGUAGCAAGGGACAAGGAUUUAGCGAAGAUGAUAUAUUAACCAAUUCAGAACGAAAUUCAGGAGAUAGAGCAUUAAAAGCUCCAGCUAAACGAUCUGUAGAAGAAGCUCAAAGUCCGAAAAAACGAAAGAGAAAUAGAAAACAUUCGGAAUGUGGAGGAAAUAUUCCUAAAAAAUCUGGUAGGCCAAGUGGUCGACAUACCAGAAAUGGUGCUGGCAGUGAUAGCGAUGAUACAAGCGAAGGGUCUAAUUUAUGUUUAGUAAAUCCAACAUCUACAAAUCACACAAAUCUUAAUAGUGUAACAGAUCUCAACAAUUAUUCAUCGAGACCACCUAGACAGGUGAAAUACAACUUCUAUGUGGAAUUCGGUCCAGAAUUGGAUGGAAGCCAAAGAAUAGCUGUAUUGCAACAAAAAUUAACAGAAUUACGCCAAACAUAUAAUUCUGUAAAGGUUGAACUUGCUGCUAUAGAAAGACGGAAAAAGAAAUUACGGAGAAGAGAUCGAGAAGCUACAAAAGCAGCUAAAGCGGAGAUGCAGCAGGCCUGUUCGUGAUGGGCUGUGUUGGACAGCUAUCUGCAUAUCUCCACAUAUUAAAGUCUUUUACGUAUGUAUAUGUACGCAUGUAUACAGCGAUGCUUUCCCAAAAUUUACCAAACGAUUCAUAGUAAAAUUAUUUUAUUACAUUUUCAUUAUUUUGAAUAAUAAUAUUGCCAUCACACACACACAUAAUGUUAUGAUUCGUCAGAAGGGUAGACUAACAUGAGAAUACUAAAUAUAUCAGAUAAUUAACAACUUUUACUUAUAAUAGUGAUAGUAAAUAAAUCUAAUUUUCAAAUUAUUUCAAUUAACUUAAACAUCUCUAUGAUAAUUAACUUUAAUGCUAUUACUAAUGCUAUAACUGUUUAUCAUGAUAUGUGUCAUUUAUGGAAUUUUACAAAAAAAGAAAAAGAAAAAACCUAUCAAAUUCUCAAAUUUGGUAUACAAAUUUACAUUACAAACAUUACAAAAAUAAAUUUAUUUUAUGCCUGCUCGUCAUUAAUAGCCGAUUUGCAUGAACUCUAAGAUUUAUUGGUGCGAACCGGUGUGAACUAGAAGGGAAGCAUUUCAACAUAUAUGCAUAUAUACACAUACAAGAUCAAAGAUCAUAGUAUGGGCACUCUGCAAUCACGGCAAAAUUCAUGACAAUUUACCUGUCUAUUUAGGAUUCAUUAGGAAAUUUUCUCCACUAAUAUAAAUUGUAGAUAUAGGUGUAAGAUUAUGUAUGCAAUCAAGAUUAAAAAAUGGUACGUAAAUAUAUAUAUUAGGUGUAGCAAACUAAUUUGGUGCCUUGAUAUUAAAUUCAUUGCGUCAUAAAUCACCAUUUUUUUCUCGUCAAGGAAUUUGGCAAUUGCCUGAAAAAUGGACCAAAGUAAUCAAAAAUAAUGGAGACUAUUUCGCAAAAUAACAGAUGUAUGAUUACUUUAUAAAUAAAUACUAAAUUUAUUCGGAAGGCACCGAAUUAACUGUUACACAAUAUAUAAUAUAUGUAUGUGUCGGCGUUAAAUCCUAUAAUUUAGUUAAUUCAUGAAAUAUCUAAGUCUUACGCGAAAUAACUAAUCGUUUUUGGAAAAAUAUAUAAAAAAAAAUUGUAUUAUAUACUUGAACUAAUUGUUUUAGGAAAUAAUUAAAUAAUAUGUGAAUUUACGAGAGGCGAGUAGUUAAAGUAUAAAAUUAAAAUUUGAUUCCAAGUAUAAAAAAAAUAUUCAUCGGCUUCGUUUCAAUAUCUGCCUAUAUUGUUGUAAAACUGGAGACAGAAAAUAUGCGUUUCUUCGUUUUAAAGCUUUCCAAACGAAGGUUAACAGAUUUCAUAAAUUAACGCCAACAUAUAUAUAUAUAUAUAUAUAUAUAUAUACAGGGUCUUUCGCCUAACUAGACCACCUUAAAUAUAUCGCUUAUUUUGUAAGAUAGAAAAAAUGUCAGGGGAAAAAAAUAUUCUGUUCUAAGACGUCAAUACGGUGAUAACACCGUACGUUCUUAUAACUAAUAAAAAAAUGAAUAUUAUGAUUAUAAAUAUGUUGACCUUCAAGUGACAUUGCGAAAUGUUGCUCUUCUACAUGAGAAGUUUUUUUGCUUGUAUGAGUGUCUUACACGUUGAUUUGCAUUUGUUUCAUUUACCUUCGAACGAGCGCUUACUAAAGCUCCUGACAAACUCUUCAUAAUUUUCUCAAUAAAGGUCAUCUGAAGGUCAACAUAUUGCACAUCGUUGGAUUUGUUUUUUAUAAGCUGUCUUAGACUGUGUAGUGAAAAUAUACAGUCUUAUUUUAAAAAAGUACGAUGAUCUUGAAAUCUCGAAAAAAUGACAUUGAAAAAAAAUUCGACCCAUCACCGUAUUAGCGCCUCCAAACAGAAUAUUUUUUCCCUCUGACAUUUUUUUCUAUCGUACAAAAUAAGCGAUUUAUUUAAGGUAGUCUAGUUAGGCAGAAGAUUCUGUAUAUAUUAUAUAUAAUUUGAACAUUAUAAAGAUUAUAGAACAUUUAAGUUUAUAUUACAUAUGAGGUACGUUUCUUCUUUGUUAACUAAACUUUGCUUUUGAGUCCAGUGUUUGUGUCAUUGUGGUUGAGCUGUUUUCAGGACAAUUAAAUGUCUUUAAUCUCAUAAGUACAAGCGCUGUUUCUCAUGGCAAAGCAAAUGUAAAUAGGAUUUGUAAUAUCAUUAUUGGCACAUAACUCUGUAUAUUAUAUAUAACAAGAAUAGCAUUUGUACAAUCUAAAUUUUUUAUUUAAUAGAUGUAUUACAAUUUAAUAUUAUUCUCGAUGCGUAUUCCAAGCAAUGUGUAGCUAUACAAUUACAAGGCAUAAGUGAAAGUAUGCAUUGUCGGCAAUUUGAAGUACAGCAUAAUUUCAAUAUUAAAUACAAGAGGAAAUUUGUAUUAUUUUAAACUAUGUAAAUAUAUUGUAGGAAAAUAAAAAUAUCUUACAUUAUUUAUAAAGUUAUAAAAAUAUUUGUUCAUAUUUACACAAAAAUUGUACAUGUAUAUUCUGCUUAAACCAGAGACAUCAACAGUAAUUAAUGUUUAUGAUAUUUUUUUUAAUCUUUUAAGAAUUUGUCAUGAAUACAGCUUAACAUAACUAUGAGCUUGAAAAUUUUUAUCUCAACCGUUUUAGUGCCAAGUGGCGCGAUCACGUCUAAAAGUACCAGCGCAUCAAACUGAUAGUCGAAAGUAAUUGCAUGUCGGUAUAUUUUCUUAUAAUAAAACAAAACACUUUCGAUACUGAAUAAGAUAAGCACUAUCGGUCCACUUAGCAUUUUUCGACCCAAUUUUCGUAAAGACCCGGGCACUCAAACAGUUAAACAAAUAAUUGGCAACUACUAUUGUACUUUAGUUAUUUCUAACUUUAUUAUCAAGAUCUAUAAUUGGUUAAAAACAUACACAUUUAUAUUUUUAUUUAAUAUGAAGAUAUACUAUAAUAUAGUAUACUUAUAUAUAAGUAAGUGUCCCUCGUGUACUAAGAGACUAACUGUAAGAUUAAGAUUAUGUAAGUUCAGAACCACAAAUCAAAUAACCUUGAAUGGGGCUAAAUUUGUAUGAAACAUGUUGGCUGAAAAGAGUAUGAAAUUUUAUAUAGAUAUAUAAUAUAUAUUUUUUAUAAGAAAUCAGUUGUGAACACAUUCAUUGAUAGAAAAUAAUCACACUGAUUGAGAAAAAUAGUAAGGAAAUGGGGAGUUGGACUCUCUAAAACUUUGUACAUAGUUUACAUUGCUUGCAUUAAGUACACUUAUAGUAUAUAGUUUAUAGUAUGUAGUUAUUUGUCGCACAGGAAUUUUAACAUUACUUUCAAGUGAUUUCAAAAAUCUUGCAAUAACAUUUACUGUAUUUUUAACUUAAUAAAGAGGAAGAAUUGUA